Messenger RNA from Pygoscelis adeliae (Adelie penguin), 1247 nucleotides. It is a transcript of the gene PPP1R14D, whose product is annotated as protein phosphatase 1, regulatory (inhibitor) subunit 14D. Gene Ontology annotation, cellular component: cytoplasm. Lineage: Eukaryota; Metazoa; Chordata; Aves; Sphenisciformes; Spheniscidae. Gene Ontology annotation, molecular function: protein serine/threonine phosphatase inhibitor activity. The coding region runs from base 122 to 502 and encodes 126 amino acids. The record is from RefSeq and is a predicted model, not a curated record. The transcript is spliced from 4 exons. Gene Ontology annotation, biological process: regulation of phosphorylation.
UCUGUGAAUAGCUUGUGCUGUGAGCCAGUAGCUGCAGAGAGGUGUUGGUUAAAGGAGACAGAGAAAAGGAGUGAGGGAGUUCCUGCUGUUAGAGGAGGAGGAGAAGGAGGAAGCGGUGAGCAUGGCCAGCCACUCCAGCGCACUGCCCCGGGUGACUUUCCAGACGCCAGAGAAAACUGGGGAGGAAUCAUCACACAGGAAACUGGGCAAGUUAACUAUAAAGUACAACCGCAAAGACCUACAGCGCUGGCUAGACCUGGAGGAAUGGAUCAACACCCAGCUGCAGGAGCUGUACCAAUGCCGGCUAAGAGAGGAAACAGAGGCAGCAACUCCUGAACCACAAAUUGAUCUUGAAGAUCUCCUGGAGGUCCCUAAUGAAGAACAGAAAUUAAAACUACAGGAAAUCCUCCAUGAGUGCUCCAGCCCGACAGAGGACUUCAUUACGGAAUUACUUAGUCGAUUGAAAGGUCUCCGGAGACUCACCAAUCCUCGGAAGAAAUGACCUUGCCCACAUGGAACACCCGGCUUUGGUCACAUGGAAACGUGUCUCUUCCCCACAAAAACGAGGAUCAGCAACAUCACUUCAGAAUAUGUUUAGGACUUACUGUUAUUGAGAAACAUCACCAAGUUUGCAAACUUUGUACCAGUGGUUUGAAGUCUCCACUCCUUCCAGAUCUACGCGCACAGCAGGGAGCUAGAUUGUACAUUUUCUUGAUCCUUAAAGGGCAUGUUAACCUGUGGAACAGGACAAAAUGUCCUUCCUUUAGUUUCUUCUAGGAAUUUCCAUGCUGGCUGAGGAGCACUGAAUACAAUUCUCAGGAGCUCAUCAAGACUUCUUUCUUUCCGUCCACUGCAAGGAAAACAAGGCAUUGGUUAUCACUCAUUCAUCAACAUGGAAAACCAGUUACUGUUAAGCUGCACACUGUUUCAGUCUGGCUGGGACCCAGCUGUUACUGCUGUACCUGACCUACAGCAUUGCACAUACUUUGUAAGUCUUACUAAGCCCUGUUAUUCAUGAAGGUUGGACAGAAAAUAUACAGUAGGAUGGAAGGAAAAUGUUUGAGUGCACCUGGUCUACUUAAGGGGGAGUUAGCGAAACAGCUGCUAAGGCUAAUGGAAGAGAGAUUGCUUUUCCUUUUUGUGGAAUUUAGGACUUAAUGAUCUAGAAGUGUCUUCUAAAGGAGCAAGGUCUGGGAAUGAUUUUUCUCAUCAUUUAAAAAGAUGUUGGAAAAAUGCUUAUUUUGUAU